AUGUGUGUCAAGCACCAGGAGCCAUCCCUUUUCAAUGCUCAGAAGACCGAAAAUCCUUAUGUCGGGGGUCACUACCACCAACUAUGUCCACAUGAGUCAACUUGUCGACUUACCCAUUUGGAAGACCUAACACUCGGUUUAUCGAAUACGUCGAUUCGAAGUUUGGCCGGAGCUAUUAGCGGGGUGGCCUCUAGUGUUGUAACAUGUCCUCUGGACGUUAUAAAAACCAAAUUACAAGGUAGACAUGGUCUCCAACUAUGGACGCUCGACACCGUUAGCAAACGACGUUCAUUUCAAAACAGAGGCAUGAUAGGUACUGGACGUUCAAUAUGGCACGAAAGGGGAUUGAUUAAAAAGUUUAUACUAACCUGCACCAAACGGCCCACAACAUAUAUGGAUAUCUUCAUGUAUAUCAGCAGUUACUGGAGGUGCCUGUUCUACAUUGAUUACAUAUCCAUUGUGGGUUAUCAAAACCAGAUUAAUGUCUCAAUCAAGCGCCGCUACCGAGAACACUACUGGAGAGUACAAGUCCAUCAUAGAUGUCGCUCGGAAGAUAGAUAUUUGACAGGAACAGGGCUUGGGAAUUGGCGCGAGGACCAGGGACUGUUUCAAGUCUUGGGAAUUCUAGCAGCCAGCUCCGCGAGCAAAGCGUGCGCGACUGCAGCCACAUAUCCACACGAAGUUAUUCGAACAAGAUUGCAAACACAACGGUUAGUAAGGCCACCAUCAUACAGAGGCUCAUCCAUGGAUGCAAGUAGUCAAUGGAAGGGAAUAAAUAAUGAUGGAAGGAGGCCACAGAUGUCUCCUAUUGUGUACCGAGGUGCGGUCAACACGCUUAAAAUAAUUCUGCGGGAUGAAGGUUGGCGUGCAUUGUAUUCAGGGAUGGGAACUAGCUUGAUUGGAGCAAUACCAGCCUCUGCCACUACAAUGCUAGUGUAUGAAGCAGUAGUGCAACUGAUUAAGAAGUCGAGGACAAAAGGGAGAAGAAAGCUCAAAUUACAGGACGGUUCAACCAAAUAG
Trichoderma atroviride IMI 206040 is the source of this 1020-nucleotide messenger RNA. NCBI's taxonomy places the organism in Eukaryota, Fungi, Ascomycota, Sordariomycetes, Hypocreales, Hypocreaceae. The record is from RefSeq and is a predicted model, not a curated record.